This is a messenger RNA of Dalotia coriaria, 796 nucleotides long. RefSeq names its product mitochondrial ribosomal protein L12 (gene mRpL12). Gene Ontology annotation, biological process: translation. Lineage: Eukaryota; Metazoa; Arthropoda; Insecta; Coleoptera; Staphylinidae. The record is from RefSeq and is a predicted model, not a curated record. Gene Ontology annotation, cellular component: ribosome; mitochondrial large ribosomal subunit. Gene Ontology annotation, molecular function: mRNA binding; structural constituent of ribosome. The coding region runs from base 118 to 684 and encodes 188 amino acids. The transcript is spliced from 2 exons.
CCCAUGCUCCUGCGAAUAAACUUAACCACAAAAAUUCCGUAAGAGCCGAAAGUCAUCAAUUAGGUAUUCUGCAUCUAUGCUGUAGGUGUCGUAAAAAGCCCUCAAAUAAUCGCAACUAUGAACAGUUCACGCUUACUCAUUUGCACCUCUAAAAGGUUCCUCUGGCGGAACGUUUCGCGAUGUGUGCCUUUAAGUUCAGCAGAUGCUGCAGCAGCCUCACCUGCAUCUCCAGUUGUUACCCUAACAAUCCCUCCUCCUUCAAAUGUAGAUAAACCAGUAUCUCCAAAAAUAGAGAAAUUGGUUACUGAAAUUUCACAAUUGAAUCUCCUGGAGGUUUCUGAGCUGUCUGGAGUAUUAAAAAAGAGACUAAACCUACCUGAUGCUCCAAUGGCUAUGAUGGGAGCCAUGCCAGUAGGAAAUGCAGUUGCUGGUGAUGAUGAUGAAGAGGCAGCACCACAGAAAGUCAAGUCUUCCUUCACAGUCAAACUAACCAAGUUUGAUGAGAAACAGAAGGUUGCACUAAUCAAGGAGAUUAAGAGCUUGAUGGAGGGAAUGAACUUAGUACAGGCAAAGAAGUUUGUGGAGAGUGCACCAGCUGUUGUUAAGGCUGAUAUUGCAAAAGAUGAAGCUGAAAAAUUAAAAGAAGCUUUGAUUAAAGUUGGUGCUGAGAUAGAAAUUGAAUAAAGUAAUAACUAGAAUAUUAAUUUGUACUAUGUACCAUUUCUGUAGUUUAAAUUGUGAUUUUGUAAUAAACUUAUAAAAUAAAUGCGUGUGUCUUACGCUAAACCACGAAAAA